Kickxella alabastrina is the source of this 1185-nucleotide messenger RNA. Its product is annotated as Endonuclease/exonuclease/phosphatase. The transcript has a single exon. Gene Ontology annotation, molecular function: sphingomyelin phosphodiesterase activity. Lineage: Eukaryota; Fungi; Kickxellomycota; Kickxellomycetes; Kickxellales; Kickxellaceae. Bases 1 to 1185 code for a protein of 394 amino acids. Gene Ontology annotation, cellular component: cytoplasm; extracellular region. The record is from RefSeq and is a predicted model, not a curated record.
AUGUACAUUGCGUCUAUUCUAGUUGUUAUUAUUUCACUUCUCGGAGCAUACAACCUUGAUCUCUUCAACAGCGCUCCACGAACCACCACCCCAACCGCCUACAGCACGCUCUCACCAGACUUUCCUUCAAUGCCCACAGACGCCUCGAAGCUGCGCAUUCUGACGCAAAACAUGUUCAUGCGUCCGCCUCUGAUCAAAAACAACAGGAGCGACUGGAAGGACGCCCGGCUGGACUACUUCAUCGAGCACAUACUGCCCAACUACGACAUCGUCUGUCUGCAGGAGAUGUUCGAGUAUGCGUCCAGCAGGCGCGCGCGGCUUAUGGCAGCGGCGCAGAAGCUCGGGUACCGGUAUUCAGUGACCAGCGAGCGGCAGUUCCUGUGGAACGUGGGCAUUGACGGCGGGCUGGUUAUCCUGAGCAGGCUGCCGGUGGUGCAGACGGAGAGGAUGACUUUUCAGCGCGGAAUGGGCCCUGACUGGUUGGCCAUGAAGGGCGUUCUGUACGCCAAGGUCGCGGUGGAGGGCGGCACGCAUGCACAUGUGUUUACUACGCAUACGCAGGCGUCCUACGGCGAGGUUGUUAUUACGCAGCCGGAUGUCAAGCGCAGGCUGGCGCAGCUGUACGAGUUCCAUGGGUUUAUAGAGGCUGUUCUGCCCAGGCACAGGGCUGCGGGGGAGCCGGUUAUUCUGUCGGGCGACUUUAAUGUCGAUUCGAGAGACCAUGCACGCGUGGACGCCUCGGUCGGGUAUGAGCGCGAGGUGGAGGACGGCGUGGCAACGUCGGAUGAGGGCCAGGCGAUGAUGGCGAUCCUCCGCGGGCAUGGAAUUGACCCGCGCGUCCUGGGCCCGGACAACACGGAUACGUUCAAGGGCAAGGCUGUUUACGAGUUCCACGACUCGCUGAAGGAGCGGCUCGGGUACCACCCGGUGACGUUUGGCAACAUCGUCGUGGACCAGCAGGGCAAAGCGCAGCCGCGCGAAACAGUCCUGACCACAGAGCACGAUAACAUGGUCAUGCACUCUAUCGACUACAUACUGUGGUACAACCCUGACGAGCACCCGGGGGGCAUGUCAGCGCAGCUGGAGGACGUCGGCGUGGCCCCCAAUUUCACACCCGGGCAGGAGUUUUCCCAGAUCUCCGACCAUUACGGGGUAUCGGCGGAGAUUAAAUUUGUUAAGAAUUAA